AUGUCUUCCGAUACGCGACACUCAGAUGACAAUCACGGGGCCUUAGUCUCCGACGGAGAAAAGGAGUACCCAGAUCGCCAUCUGCCGGAGCUAGAAGACGACAAGUCUUCCGCUGAAGGACAGCGCGACGAAGAAGAAAACGAUGAAACCGACCUUACCCCUAGCCAUAUACCUCCUCCUCAGUCUUUACUCGUCGAGAUCCCCUUUAUCGUCACGCUAUGUCUAGCGCAAUUGCUGGCUCAAGCCGGAUUGGGCCAAAUCAUUGCUCCAUUGCACAUCAUCGGAAAUAGCUUCGGCACACAAGAUGCUGGGCAACUUAGCUGGAUGCCCGCAGCCUACAGUCUCACUGUGGGCACCUUUAUCCUCAUUGCAGGCCGACUUGGUGAUCUAUUCGGCCACAAGAUCAUCUUCGUCAUCGGCUUCAGCUGGUAUGCUCUCUGGAGUCUGUUGGCCGGCGUCAGCGUCUGGUCCUCGUCCAUCAUCUUCUUCGAUGUCUGCAGAGCCUUCCAAGGCAUGGGCCCUGCAUUUGCCGUGCCUUCGGCAGUGGCCAUUAUCGGCCGCACAUACCCCCCUGGCAGGAGAAAGGCAAUGAUCUUUAGCAUGUUUGGUGCCACAGCCCCGGGAGGCUUCGUCCUCGGCGCCGUGUUUUCAUCAAUCUUUGCUGAAUUUGUUUGGUGGCCGUGGGCGUAUUUUGUCAUGGCCAUGGUGUGCGUUCUCGUUGCAGUUGCUGGUGUCAUCAUCAUCCCAUCAACUCCAGGUGCCGCAAAUGUGCGAUCUCAGGCACGUCUAUGGGAGAUAAUCGACGUCCCUGGUGCUGUUGCCGGUGUCAGUGGGCUCGUCUUGAUCAACUUUGCUUGGAACCAAGCCCCCGUCGUUGGUUGGCACACGCCCUAUGUCUAUGUGCUCCUCAUCGUGGGGUUCCUUUUCCUGGGCGUGUUUGCCUGGAUCGAGGUUCACGCGACGUUUCCCCUGCUGCCGACAAAGCUAUUCAGCGGCCAUCUGGGCUUUGUCUUGGCUUGUGUCGGCACUGGAUGGUCCAGUUUCGGCAUCUGGCUGUUCUAUCUGUGGCAAAUCAUGGAGCUGAUCAGGGGCCAAAGUCCUCUUGUGUCCAGUGCGCAGUUCAGCGCCGCAGCCAUUUCUGGAGCAUGCGCAGCCUUUACAACUGGCCUUAUCCUCGGAAAGCUAAGACCGAGCUUGGUCAUGGGCCUGGCCAUGACGGCGUUUACUGUUGGAGGGAUCUUGAUAGCGACAGUACCUGCUCAUCAAAUAUACUGGGCUCAGACGUUUGUUUCCAUCGUUGUCAUGCCCUGGGGAAUGGACAUGUCGUUUCCCGCCGCUACCAUUAUCCUCAGUGAGGCUUUACCGAAAGAACACCAGGGGCUUGCUGCUUCUCUCGUCAACACCGUCAUCAACUACUCAAUCUCCAUCGGCCUCGGCAUCGCAGGCACGGUACAAUCGCAGAUCAGUCCCGGAACUACCGAGGAAGAGCUUCUGCGGGGCUGCAGAAGCGCAUUUUACGUCGGCAUUGGCCUCAGCGGGCUUGGCGUGUUGGUCGCCACGCUGUUUAUACUCGACGAGAAUAGGAGGCAUGUCCGAGAACAUCGCCAGGGAGAAAAAUAA
Trichoderma virens Gv29-8 is the source of this 1620-nucleotide messenger RNA. RefSeq lists its product as uncharacterized. The record is from RefSeq and is a predicted model, not a curated record. Gene Ontology annotation, cellular component: membrane. The coding region runs from base 1 to 1620 and encodes 539 amino acids. Lineage: Eukaryota; Fungi; Ascomycota; Sordariomycetes; Hypocreales; Hypocreaceae. The transcript has 3 exons. Gene Ontology annotation, biological process: transmembrane transport. Gene Ontology annotation, molecular function: transmembrane transporter activity.